Mucor velutinosus is the source of this 594-nucleotide messenger RNA. RefSeq names its product inc metabolism membrane protein. The transcript is spliced from 5 exons. The coding region runs from base 1 to 594 and encodes 197 amino acids. The record is from RefSeq and is a predicted model, not a curated record. NCBI's taxonomy places the organism in Eukaryota, Fungi, Mucoromycota, Mucoromycetes, Mucorales, Mucoraceae. Gene Ontology annotation, biological process: positive regulation of mitochondrial translation.
AUGCUGCGACACCUUGCAAGGCUUCAUUACAAGCCAUCCUUCAGCAGCAAACAUUGCUUUCGCGGUUCUACAACAUGGACGCUAUGUAUCAUCAGGGGUUACUACGAGGUCACAGCAAAGCAACUUUCGUUAGAUUGGAACAGACAAGGAUGCUGGAGCGUUGCAGGACUUACUUCGCAGACUUAUUGCUUGGCAGACGAAUAUGAGUUGGAUGGUAUCUGCACGAAGCUUCCUAUAGACGGCUAUUUUGUACAAAACAACUACGAGGACAUGCUCCACAUCUCAAAUGCACAAUCUGGUGGGGAUGUCUACCUGUUCAGCAAUGGUACAGUGGUAUUUUGGGGAAGUGAUCAGGGGAAGCAGGCUGGAUUUUUGCAUUUCAUUAGACAGCAGCAAUCUACAUCAAAAGCCGUUGAAUCAAAGGAAGUGGUAGAAUACACAAUUGACGAGGACGAGGUGACAGAUAUGAAGGGUGAUAUCGUGAUUUUGGAUCCAUACAUCCCAUCUGUUGAUUUGUCGAAAAAUGCCUUUUCGCAUGGACUUGGACGAGCAGCCAAACUGAGUAGCCCGAGCAAUCCCUCAACAGCUAUCUGA